UCAAUGUGUGUAUAUAUACGAAUGUGUGCGCCUGAGUGCGGACCCAGAGCGCUGCGCUGCUCAGUGGCUCACACACAUACUCUACUCCAAUCUGUGCUGUGCCAUUAAAACCCCCACCGUAUAUAUAAAAAAAAGACGCUCCUCUCUGACAGUCCGACAAGGCGUUCGCUGAGACCGCCCGUCCGCCUCUCUGCUCCAGAUUCGAGGAAUUUCUCUCCCACCACUCAUCGCUUCUGAGGAGAAAAAAAGAACCGUGUGUUUUAUUUUCUCUCAUUUUUUUUGUUAAUUCCUUGAGAGGGGAAAACAAAAAAUGUGGAAGAACUCUCAGUGUUGAAACGGACCUAUUCCGAUCCUGAUUUGAAGAGGAGGAGGAGGGGAGUUGCUGCUGAAGAAAGAAAAUAAGAAGCCGGGCACAACUUUCUCUGCAGCCGAAAGCAACUUUCAGUCUGGAUUUCUGAAGGGAGAAGAAGAGGGUGCAGCGAAAAAGCUUGUUUCUUUAUUUUCCGAAUUGUUAAAUUCGCCCUGCACGCUACCCGCUUGCCUUGUGGCAUCGGUGAAGUAUUCAUGUGUGCGAGAAGAGUUCUUCCCUGAAACUUUCGCUGUGAUUUUUGUGGGCUUUUUUUGUGUGUGUGUUUUGAGUACAUAAAAGUUUUUUUUGUUGUUGUUGUGCUGUUUUGCAAGAAAGAAAAGCGGUGCGAAACAAAAAUGGUUCCGUCUGGGAUAUACCUGGCUGCCAAGUUGCUAGCAGCCGUACACCUUCUGCAGUUGUUCGCUCAGAGCGGCCGGGCUUUGGUGUGCUUACCGUGCGAGGAAUCUAAAUGCGAGGAGCCCAGGAACUGCCCCGGGAGUAUCGUGAUGGACUUCUGCGGCUGCUGCUCCGCCUGCGCCCGGCAGAAGAACGAGAGCUGCGGCGGCGUGUACGGUCUGUACGGGACUUGCGACCGCGGCCUCCGGUGUGUGAUCCGACCCCCGUUCAAUGGCGAUUCCAUCACCGGCUACCAAGUCGGCCUCUGCGAAGAUGAGAGCUGGGAAGACGACCAACUUCUUGGAAUCGAGCCCUGCAAUGAAAACCUAGCAACAGGCUGCAACAUCGUCAAUGGGAAGUGCGAGUGCGACACUAUUCGGACCUGUAACAAUCCAUUUGUAUUUCCCAGUCGGGAAAACUGCCUUUUGGCAAUAAAGCAGAUUGAAGAAGAGAAGCCAGAUUGCUCCAAAGCCAGGUGUGAGGUGCAGUUUUCUCCCCGUUGCCCAGAAGACUCCAUCCUGAUUGAAGGCUAUGCCCCUCCUGGCGAGUGUUGUCCCCUCCCAAGCCGCUGUGUAUGUAAUCCAGCUGGCUGCCUCCGGAAGGUCUGUCAGCCCGGAUACCAGAGCAUCCUUGUUUCCAAAGCAUCGGGAAAACCAGGAGAAUGCUGUGACCUGUAUGAAUGCAAGAAAGUGUAUAACGUGGACUGCAGCACAGUGGACUGCCCAGCCAUUCAGCCUGUCGUCUGCCCACCCGACAGCUAUGAGACCCCGACCCGGCUAACUGCUGAUGGUUGCUGCACUCUCCCGACACGGUGCGAAUGUCUGCUGGGAAUCUGUCGUGUCCCUAAGUGUGAGGCUGGCACUGUGCCACGUAUCAUUUCCCCUGGGGAUGGCCUGCCAGGAAGAUGCUGCGAUCUGUUCGAGUGCAUCAACGAGACAAAGCCCACGUGCAUAUUCAAUGGUGUGGAAUAUUACGAUGGAAAUAUGUUCCGGAUGGAUGCGUGCCGUUUCUGUCGAUGUCAAGGUGGUGUCUCGAUUUGUUUCUCAGCACAAUGCGGAGAGCUGCACUGUGACAGGUACUACGUACCUGAGGGAGAGUGCUGCCCAGUCUGUGAAGACCCAGUGUACCCCAUCCACAACCCCGCUGGGUGUUAUGCUAAUGGGCAGAUCCGUGCCCAUGGAGACAGGUGGCGUGAGGACGAUUGCACCUUCUGCCAGUGUAUUAAUGGAGAGCCCCACUGUAUGGCCACAGCCUGCGGUCAGAGCUGCUUGAACCCAGUGAAGAUUCCGGGAGAGUGCUGCCCUGUGUGUGAAGAGCCAACAUACAUCACCAUUGGGCCCCCGACAUGCGAGCUGCUGAUCAACUGCACCCUGACUGAAAGAGAUUGUAUCUAUGGCUUCAAGCUGGACCACAGUGGAUGCCACACAUGUCAGUGCAAAACCAGAGAAGAGCUGUGCACAGGGCUCAUAUCGGGCUGUGGCCUGGACUGUCCGUUUGGCCUGCAGACUGACGUACACGCCUGUGAGAUCUGCCAGUGCCGCACACGGCCAAAGAAAUGCAAGCCCGUGGUUUGUGACAAAUACUGUCCUUUCGGAUACAUGAAGAACAAACAUAGCUGCGAUAUCUGUCGCUGCAAGAAGUGCCCUGAGCGUCCGUGUGACAAGUAUUGUCCAAUGGGAUUCGAGCAAGACAUUUAUGGCUGUCUUAUCUGCAAGUGCAAGGAGGUGCCCACAACCGCCAUCCCACCGGUCAAAACUGGCUCGUGUUUGUCCAUGGAUGGGCGGCGUCACGAGAGCGGUGAGAGUUGGCAUGACGGUUGCCGUGAAUGCUACUGCUACAGCGGACGCGAGAUGUGUGCACUCAUCACCUGUUCCGUGCCCAACUGUGGAAAUCCUACCAUCCGGCCCGGGCAAUGCUGCCCAUCAUGCCCAGAGGACUCUGGCCUUUGGAAGCCUGAGCUGAGUGAUACCUCGAUCUGCCAUGCUCCUGGGGGCGAAUACUUUGUUGAAGGAGAAACUUGGAACAUUGACUCCUGCACCCAGUGCACGUGCCACACCGGGCGUGUGCUCUGUGACACCGAGGUCUGCCCACCCAUCCUCUGCCAGAACCCCAUCAGGACACCAGACUCAUGCUGCCCGCAGUGCCCAGAUGAACCUCUUCAGCCUAUGUCGCCAAGCAACAGAAGUAUGCCUGGUUACUGUAAGAAUGAUGAAGGUGAUAUCUUCCUGGCAGCUGAAUCCUGGAAGCCAAAUGUAUGCAGCAGCUGCAUUUGCAUGGAGGGUGUCAUCAGCUGCUACUCGGAGUCGUGCCCAGCUGUGACCUGUGCCCGGCCUGUCCUGCGGAAAGGGCAGUGCUGCCCUUACUGUAUUGAGGAGAGCAUCCCAAGCAAAGUCGUGUGUCACUUCAAUGAGAAAACCUACGCGGAUGAGGAGCGAUGGGACAUCGACAGCUGUACACACUGUUACUGCCUGCAAGGGCAGACACUCUGCUCCACGGUCAGCUGCCCUCCCCUCCCCUGCCUGGAACCUGUCUACGUGGAUGGAAGCUGCUGUCCUGUGUGCCCAGACCUGUACAUUCCGGAACCCACCAACAUACCCAUUGAGAAGUUUGACCAAAGAGGACAGAUUGAAGUGGAAGCCCCGUUCUGGCCAACUCCUAGUGGGAACGAAAUUCCUGCACAUCUUCGGGACGAUGCGAAUCUCCAUGUAAACGCAAUAGGUGGAGACUAUCCUCGGUACAAUGAAGACUCUGCCAUACACUCAGUGGCUUGGGUAGCACUGCCCAUCAUGAUUGCUCUUAUUCUAGUCAUAGCUCUGCUGCUCGUCAACCAGAAGAAACAGUGGAUCCCAGUGCCCUGUUACAGAGCUCCUACAAAGCCCUCGUGUCUGAACAACCAGUUGGUGUACGUGGACUGUAAGAAAGGAACUAUGGUUCAGGUGGACAGCUCCCAGAGGAUGCUGAGAAUGGCAGACCCAGAUUCCAGACACAGCGGCUUCUACAGCAUGCCAAACACAAAGCAAAACAAUUUACAAGUGGACAGCUUCUAUCAAACGCACUGGAUCAUGUAAAGAUACUACCAGAGAUGAGGACAACCACAUCAGGCUUUUCCCUGAAAACCACCAGCCUCUCUGGUGGCUUCCUAAGAGUUUCGGAAGGUGGACAAUAGAAGAAACUUUGUUGGACAAAGUUCCUGCUCGAUAUUGAAUGAGAAAAAGAGACUGGGUUUUGUACUUACUGGUAUACAGACUAGAGACUGCUUCCGUGGUAGGAAGCUUCGUAAUUAUAUAUUACUCAAGCACCUUUUUUGAAGCUCAGAAAAAGGAGAUUAUGCUUUGUGAAACAUUAGCAUUAUAGGAAUAUUUAUGUUAAUAUAUAUUAUGCUAAAACAAAAGUAUUUGUACAUAUAUAUAAUUUUCUAUGUUUUCCUGUUUAAUGUAUUUAUAUCCUAGAGAGAUUUUAUCCAGUUUAAAAAAAAAAUUAGCUUAACAGUCAUUCCAUUUUAGUGCUUGAUGGCUCACAGGACUCCCAAAAGGAAAGAGCAUCUCAUUUUACCUAAGAUUUUGUGCCUUUUUGCUGACGGCUUCAGCACUGCUCUCGCUACUUCUGAUUUCAGCCUCUGAAGGGCUUUAAAGAUCGCAAAAUGGGUCUCACAGUUAUCCAUAAUACAGUACCAAUGCUUGCCGAUCUAGAAUUUUUUUCUCCCCCACUUAAAAGUUAGCCUUUCUUUUAUCCAGCUACUAUGUCGUUGAUUAACUUGUACAGCUUAUUGUGUUGGUCUGUUGUUUGAUUCCUGUUGCAAUUUAACCAUAAGGAUAUUAUGCACUGGGCAGCAUUUCUUUUUUGGUUCUUAUUAUAAACAGUGUGCUUUGUACUUGUUUUGUCUUUUUUCUCCCCCUUGCAGAAGUUUUGACAGGCAGUUUUUUUUCUCUUCCCUGAAUGCACCAGGCUCUCUAUUUGUAAAAUACAAUAACAGAAGUGUCCCCAGUCGCAGAGUGAAUAAAACUCAACGCCCGGUGCAGAGCUUAACUCACAGGACAAGGAGGUCCCAGUCGCAAUUCCCAGGCCAUGCUGAAAGCAACCCCUGUCAGCUAGGGCAUCAGUAAGGGAGCCAGUGAAUGGCCUCACGCCUCCCAGCUUCAGGAGGGAAUGAUUCGGCCAGUGUCCCUGCUCCCUCACGGCACACCUACCGGCGAGAACAGGAUUGGGCUCAGUCUCAUCGGAGACCAGAACACCACAGAUGCAGCUGGAAAUCUGAACUAAGAACAGAAGACGGCAGACAAACUUUGCAGGAUGAUGCUGGUGUUCGUGGAGAGAAACAAAAGGGUGAAUUGUACUCCUCCCCUCGCGCCCCCUCCCGUAGCCCUCCCUACCAUAUUUGAAGGCAGGGCCCAGGGGGCUGAUGUAGGGGAGAUUGUAAAAUGGACAGCUGGCCUGCCCAUUCAUUCCGACCUGUCUCCCACGUUACAGCGAGCAGGAACAGGUAUCAGACAGCCAAGCCAAGCCAAGCUGCAGUUGGUGACCAAUGAAGGGCAUUAUUCCACAUCCUCCUGUUGUCGUUUUAUGUGUUCCUAGAGACAAGGGAACCUGUGCUUAGUACACAGGGUCUUCUCCCCAUGUAGUUGGCAAAUGUGGGAGAGAGGUGGGGAUAGUAUUUAAUUGGGCAGGUAGUAUAUUCAAACCCUUCCACCCUUAAACCUUCCAAACCCGGGACUUGAGUGUAGGGUAAACUUGACUGUAAGGUAGACUUGCCACUGCCUGAUCGGUAUGUGGUUCAGAAGUCCUUCCCUAGACAAGAGAGAUUGGAUUUCUCACCAGUGAUUUCAAUGUUCACCCCCUCGCACCGCCCGUCAUCUCUACUAUUGCUCCCCGCCACCGAUCACAUUCCUCUCCUACCUCUGUGUCAUUUUACAUCCACCUCAGUAAACCUGCAGCCCCAACAGUUCAGCCUUGGGGCCUCCGUUCACAGCUGUUUAUUAAAUCAUCUCCUCCCCUCUGAGUAAAAUCCUCCCUCUUUUCCCUCCCUGGGAUGGUGUCUGUCAUCACUCCCUCAAAUUCAAGAGGCACAGACUUCUACCUAUUAACCCCUCAUUGCGGUUUAAGCUGUUAAUCACUGGAUCCGACUGAACUACACAAAAUGUAAUCGACCCUGUUCUUUGUCAAAACUGAUCACAGCUCCACAAUUGAGUGAAAACAAAUAUUUUCCUCCAAAGGGAACUCUGGAUUAUUUUCUCCAUGAACCACUGACUUCUUAAGCCACUCCAAACCCACCUCUAACAAGCACAAAAGAGCUCAUGGGCUGUGUCAGUAUAGUGGAGCUCUUUUGUUGAGUUAUGUCUGCUACGUGGUCCUCCUUCCCUUGUCCACCAAGCUGAGGGAACCCCUCCCCCCACAACGCUGUCACCUGAAGGAUGAUGAAGUCUGACUCGGGUGUUAGACAUAACUCGAUACACAAGGGAUGAUAAAACAGGUCAUCUUGUGGAACCCUGCACACCCAACUCCCAGUUCCUUGUGAUUGCUACCGUGUAACAUGCCCAGGAGUUGUUCUUAGAAUAAAGGUAUAGUUAACCCUUCACUUCACACUGCCCUUGUCCUGAACUCAUGUCUUUCACUUUUGUUCUUUGGUUCUUGUUCAGCCAUAUCUGACCUCACCUUGACCCUGAGAGCUAGCACAUACUGUGUCGAUCCAGUUCCUGUGAAACAGCUUCUCUACCUAACAUGCACAACAGCCUGUGUUGGAAGUGGUUCCCUCUCUCAUCCUCGGACGUCACUUCCCUGAAAAGCAUGAACACCUUUGAACUACCCCCCUACCCUACUGUCCUUAAUAGCUAUCUCCCCGUCUCAAACUUACCUUUUCUCUGAGAGGUCCCAGAAUGUGUUGUCACCCUCCAUCUACCACUACCCAUCCCCACACACCCCGUCCCGGCUCCAUGGCGCUGAAUGCUACAGGCCACUCACCAAUGGAAUAGUAGGACAGGUGGAGCCAGGAGAAGGUGAGCCAGCAUUUUCCUGCUGUCUGUCUAUCCAACCCUGCUCCGAGCAAGAUUAUAGGGAAGAGCAGGAAUGGAGGUGGGAUUGAGUGUGUAGCCCAUGACUGUACCAAUCGAAGGCCUUAAGUGGGCAUUUAAUGCCACAUUAAAGGCCUCACCCUCCCCUACCUUCCUCACCAGCACUUGAUGUAAUGAGUGGCAGGAGAGAUCUGCACCCAACACAGAGCCUGGGAGAUAAACCCCACACACUGCUGGCUGAUAGAAUUGAGGAGCCUGUGUCAAAGUGCCCUGUGUCUACCAGAGUGCUCCUUCUUCUGCACUAGCCAGUCAGACACACUACCCACCAUCCAUUGCUGGGAUCUGUCAGCCUGCUGGCCCAAGAGUGAUCUUAGAGCCACUGGAAUAUUCAGAUCCAUCGCUGACUGUCACCUCCUGCCUUUCCUGCAGCACCCAUGAGUACUCAGCACUUCUGCUUGGCAUUGCCAGUGGACAGAGAUGUUGGUCAAUGCAGCGGAGUUUCAUUCCUGGAGAUGGGGGUAGUGAAAAGACCACCCUCCCUUCCCGCGCACACUAAUUAAAGGGCCAUUGUGCAAAGAAAACAUUAACAAUAGGUCCAGGGAGCCCAAACCUCAACGUGUCUCAUCAGAAGUUGGAUAUCUCCAACUCUGGCUAUUAUGGUUACUCCCCCCCGCCCCCCACCUCAUCCUUUGUUCCCAGAAUAGCCUUCAGCUACAUUACCCACACCACCUCUCUCUUCUCCCCAUAAUACACUUCUUGAAACCUACCUCUUUGGCCAAACCUUUUAGUCACUCAUUCCAAUAUCCCUUCCUUUCAAUUAUUGUUCCACUGCUUUCCUAUGAGGCACCAUGGGGAUACUUUCAUUUUACCCCCAACUUAAAGGUGCUAUGCAAAUGGAGGCUGUCCAUUUUGGGCGAACAUGAUUUAUUUCCUCUAUUGAAGUAUGUAUUAUGGGUAAUUGUGAAGAGCUCCAGAUGGCAUUGAAAGGCAUCACAAACAUAUGUUGAGGGGGAGAGAGAGAGAGACAAAAUAAUUGACAUGGUUCCUGGUACUGAAAAGUUACUAACAAAAGAACUACUGGAAUGUUUGUAUUGAUAAGCUGGACUUUUUUUUUGUAGUAUGCCUAUUCAUGGUUAUAACUUACUAAAUGUAUUAAAAACAAAAGACAGGUCUUGGCACUUUUUGUACUAAUUAGCCCUUUUUUGUGUAAUACCUUUAUAAAGUGCUUUCAUGAGAAAACCAUUUCCCAGUUUGCUUUAAUGUGAAAACAUUUGUACUUGUGUUUCGUAGUGGAAUUCUCAAGUAUUGUUGUAGAUACUUGGGGUUGGAGCUCGCUGAACUUGAAGCUGAAAAAAAAUCUAAUUUAUUGUUUGACCUAAUUUAUUAAUCUGAAGAUUAAUGAAAAGUUAGAACAUCGCAAGAUGUACAGUUUUUUUUUGCGCUAUUUGUACGGAAGGAAAAAGAAAGGUGAUCUGGUUUAAUUAAGGGUCGAGAUUUUUUCCUGUCUACGUGACUGUUUCAUUGUUCCCACACAGUGAUGGUUAUCUCUUGAAACUUGUUUUCUUUGCUGUCUCUACACCCCACCCCAACUUAGUCUCCCCUGCCAUCCCAUCCCUAACUCUCCCCACUUGUAUAUGGGAAUAGAAUUCUUCCUGUAUGAUCAAGACCAAUUGUUUAUUUUUUUCCCAACCAAAAGAACUAUGUUGAGUUUUUUUUUUAAACAGGUAUUAUUUCACGACUUGUUCUUAUUUUUGUGAUUGUGGUUGAAUUUUGGAGGUGACAUAAAAAAGAACUAACAGAAUGCAGGACAUAUGGGGUAAGAUGCUUUUUUAAAAAAAAUAUGAGGGGAAGAAAGAUUGCUGUCCACUACGUACUGUAUCCAUUUCACUCUUGUACUUUGGUUACUGUUGUGCUAAUGUAAGAUAAUGCAAAAUAUUUCUCAAAUAGAUGCGUAUGUGGCACUUGGAGUGCACUGCAGUUCCGCAGUUGGCUUGUUUACUUUUUUUUAAAUGUAAGGCAUUUUCUUGUAAAUUCGCUCUUGACAGCACAAUAAACAUCGUUAAACCCA
Molecule: messenger RNA, 8818 nt
Organism: Hemiscyllium ocellatum (epaulette shark)
Lineage: Eukaryota; Metazoa; Chordata; Chondrichthyes; Orectolobiformes; Hemiscylliidae
Gene: crim1
Product: cysteine rich transmembrane BMP regulator 1 (chordin-like)
Exons: 18
Coding region: 706-3813 (1035 amino acids)
Cellular component (GO): extracellular region
Molecular function (GO): serine-type endopeptidase inhibitor activity; protein binding
Source: RefSeq, a predicted model, not a curated record